AUGGGGGGGAUAAGCUUUACAGAAUGGCAGUAUUGGCACCAUGGCAAGAUCCGAAAGAGAGAGCUGGCUCUAACAAAGGAGGAAACUAGGAAGAAAAUGAAUGAGCUGCUGAAAGCAGCUUCGCUUGGGAAGCUCAAUGCAAAUGUAUCCAGUUUAAAUCUACUUGAGGAGGCAACAGCCACUGUGGAUCCAGCUGUAAGAAGUGGAGAGGUGAUUGCCGUGCCCCCUUUGUGGGAAAAGCCUCUUUCGGGAAGCAAUGAUUGUAUACCCAGCCCUCCUCUAGGAAGACCAACAAAGAGCACCUUGCAGGUUUCCCUUCAGAAUGUCCCUUUGAGUGUCCCUGAUAAUAAACAGCCCGAGAUCCUGUACACUGAGCCCUCCCAACAGUUUGGCAGUGAGAAGCUCAGAACCAGCAACCAGAAAGCAGAACCUAUUUGCAUGGGCCAUUUCCAUAAUCGCCACGUCUUCCAGCAACAGCUGACUGAGAAGCAAAAGAAGAAACUUCAGGAACAGCAGAAAACAAUUCUCGAGCCGAAGGAAAAUCAGCGGCUGGCAGAGGCUCGCUGGGCAGCAGAGCGUGCUGCAGCGGUUACAGAUACCCAGGGCUGCCUGCUGUUAAAUCUCAGAGACAAAGAAGAACCAAAAAUAGCAUGCCAGGUGCUUCUAAAUUCACCUGUUGCUCCCCCUGGAACUGAAGGCAGUAGAAGUAACUCCCGAAAUUCUCUUCCUGAAUCCAAAAGGAACCCAAAGCAGCUGAUGGCACCCCAUCCCACAGUGAAAGCCAUGGAAGAGCGAGCAAUUCAGCGAGCUGAACGUAGAGAGAUCUUGGCAGAGAAGAAGAAAAAACAAGAAGAGGAGAAAUUGGCCCAAUUAAAGGCCCAAGAAGAGGAGCGUCAGAAGAGGGAGGCAGAAGAAAAGGAGGCUCAGCUUGAAAGAAAACGAGAGAGACUGAAGAAAAUGAAAGAAGUAGAGAAGCAGAAGAAAAUAGAGAGGAACCAGCAGCUGGAAGCAGUUGCCAAAGAACAGUAUGAAAAGGUCUUGCUAAGAAAAAAAGGUCUAGAGCCUUGGAAGAGAUUCAGAAUGCAAAGCAAGCAAAACAUCCAGGUGGCAGAGGGACAUCACUCUGUGACAUUACAGAGGAAACGCCUACUGACCUGGUUCCAGUAUAGUCAGGAAAGCCUGAUUAGAAAGAUGGCCCAGGAUGAUCAACUUUAUUCCCAAAUAUUGCUUAGGAGAGUCUCCCGGAGCUGGCUACAGUACCUGACUGAUCUAGAGGAAGAAGUAAGAAAACUUCAUGUACAUUUUCUUCAGAAGAAGAUUUUCAAGGCCUGGUUUAACAUGGUCAGGGAAGCUAAGAUCGAUUCUCAGAGCAAGUAUGAGAUUGCAGUGGAGCAUAGUGACAGGAGGAUUUGCUGGAUCAUGUUUAAGACAUGGUGGAAGUUUGCAAAAUUUAUGAAAGAGGAGAGAUUAAAAGAAGAAAGGAGACAGCAACUCCGUAGGAAGGUAGCUGAAAUUCUUCCAGACUUCCAGAUGCUGGCCCCACUGCGACUACUGUUUUCUCACCACUGUCCAGUGGUCCAGGGACCGGGACGCGGCGAUGGGCGCGGGGUCAGGACCCACCGAGCGCCAGGCACGGGGCCCCGUCACCUGGAGCGGCAGGCUCGCCGCCUAGAGGGCCGGGCGCCGCCGGAGGACCCUGGCUCCCCGGGAGGCCGCGGAGGUUCCAGAGGCAGCGCUGCAGAGAGUCAGAACCAGCACAGUCACGCCGCAUAA
This is a messenger RNA of Choloepus didactylus (southern two-toed sloth), 1773 nucleotides long. Its product is annotated as coiled-coil domain-containing protein 191-like. The record is from RefSeq and is a predicted model, not a curated record. NCBI's taxonomy places the organism in Eukaryota, Metazoa, Chordata, Mammalia, Pilosa, Megalonychidae. Gene Ontology annotation, molecular function: phosphatase binding.